ACUCACAGAUCUAAAAGUUUAUUGUAUAACUCACAAAAUAAACUUCCUCCACUUACUCAUCCUCUCCAAUAGUUUUCUCCACACCCACUAAUAGCAAAGCUCAUAUCUCCCCAACAAUGGCAGCACAUCCACUAUCCUUCUCACUCUCACUUCCCUCUUCAAAAUUACUUCACCACAACACCACCACCACCAUCACCUUCUCAAUUAAACCCAUCCAUCUCAAAAAACCCACCAUUUUCAAGAAACUCAAGACCUUCACUGUCCCAAUAAAAGCCAUACAAGAUUCCAACCAAAACAACACCUCAUCAGAAACAGACCAAAACCCACCACCAGAAAACAACAAAAUCACCGGAGGAGAUGAUGAUGACGUGGCGUUGUCGGAUGUGGGGUCAGAGAUAAAGAAGUUGAUGAAAGAAAGAGAAGAAAAAGAACCUGAUUUUUGGAGUGGAGUGGUUGAAGAGAUAAGGGAAAUUGAAUGGCCAGUUUUUGGUAAAGUGUUGAGUACUACUGGUGUUGUGAUUGGGGUUAUUGCUGGAUCAAGUGUUGUUUUGCUUACUCUUAAUGCUGUUUUAGCUGAACUUUCUGAUCAAGUUUUUGCUGGUAAAGGUGUACAAGAUUUUUUUGGUUGAUAAGGGGCUCUUUUCUUUUUGUGUAUUUUACUGAAUUUUUUUUCCCUUUUCUUUUUUCCUGUAAUAAUUUUCAACAAUUUUUUCACUUUGCUGAAAGUUGAAAUUAUUUUUUCUUUAAUGAUAAUGUUAACUCCAUUUCCCGAUU
Messenger RNA from Lycium barbarum (goji berry), 774 nucleotides. Its product is annotated as preprotein translocase subunit SECE1. Gene Ontology annotation, biological process: protein secretion. Gene Ontology annotation, molecular function: transmembrane protein transporter activity. Lineage: Eukaryota; Viridiplantae; Streptophyta; Magnoliopsida; Solanales; Solanaceae. The transcript has a single exon. Bases 117 to 629 code for a protein of 170 amino acids. Gene Ontology annotation, cellular component: chloroplast thylakoid membrane. The record is from RefSeq and is a predicted model, not a curated record.